UCAGGGGCCCAAAGACAUGAAGUGGCCUUAAUGAAUGGGCUAACCGUUAACUUACACCUCCAGAUGCUCUCUUUCUUUAAGCCUACUCCAAGACGUUGUAAAAUUUUUCUAGAAGCCAGAGCCUUUCCCUCUGACCAUUACGCUAUUGAGUCCCAACUUCGACUUCACGGGCUUGACGUGGAGAAGUGCAUGCUCAUGAUCCAGCCACGGGAGGGGGAGGAGACCUUGAGGACUGAAGAUAUCCUUGCUGUAAUUGAGAAGGAAGGGGACUCCAUCGCUGUCAUUCUGUUCAGUGGGGUGCAGUACUACACGGGACAGUUGUUUGACAUCCCGAGAAUAACAAAGGCUGGCCAAGAAAAGGGUUGCUUUGUUGGAUUUGACCUGGCUCAUGCUGUUGGGAACGUAGAACUUCAUUUGCAUGACUGGGGAGUAGAUUUUGCUUGCUGGUGCUCUUACAAGUAUUUAAAUUCUGGAGCAGGAGGCCUUGCCGCUGCCUACAUUCAUGAGAAGCAUUCCCGGAGUAUCAAACCAGCGCUAAUUGGCUGGUGGGGUCAUGACUUCAAGACACGAUUCCUCAUGGAAAACAAAUUACAACUAAGUGAAGGAAUUAAUGGAUUUCGGUUAUCGAAUCCUCCAAUUUUACUGGUCUGUGCUUUGCAAGCUAGCUUAGAGGUUUUUGGUCAAACUACAAUGAAAGCAUUGAGGAGGAAAUCUGUUCUACUCACUGGUUACUUGGAAUACCUGAUCAAGCAUUACUACAGUGAGGAUAAAACAAAUCCAGAGAAGCCCUUUGUAAAAAUAAUCACGCCAUCUCAGGUCGAGGAAAGAGGCUGCCAACUCACCCUAUCUUUUUCCCUUCCAAUCAAAUCUGUGUUUAAAGAGCUGGAGAAGAGAGGAGUAGCUUGUGACAUGCGAGAACCGAAUGCUCUUCGCGUUGCCCCGGUUCCUCUCUACAAUUCUUUCCGUGAUGUGCACAGAUUUAUUGAAAUCUUGGGAUCUGCAAUUACAUCUUCAAAACAAACAGCAAACAAUACUCCGCUAUCUGCUUCUUAUUGAUGGCUCAGCUGUAUCUUUUAAUCUAUUUCUGACUAAGAUGCAUUUAUCCCGCUGAGCAAUUCUUUGCUUCGAGUAGACUGAGCUAUAUCCUAUGCAAUUUGCAAAAAAAAUGACUGUGCUUGAAUAGUUAUUUACAACAGACAUAGUUUUAUUAAAGCUCAUAUUUCC
This is a messenger RNA of Pterocles gutturalis (yellow-throated sandgrouse), 1224 nucleotides long. RefSeq names its product kynureninase (gene KYNU). The transcript is spliced from 10 exons. Gene Ontology annotation, cellular component: cytoplasm. Gene Ontology annotation, molecular function: kynureninase activity; pyridoxal phosphate binding. Gene Ontology annotation, biological process: NAD+ biosynthetic process. The annotation marks the transcript as partial. NCBI's taxonomy places the organism in Eukaryota, Metazoa, Chordata, Aves, Pterocliformes, Pteroclidae. The record is from RefSeq and is a predicted model, not a curated record.